AUGGACGCCUACAUGAACCGCACCACCACCCAGCUGCCGCCCUACUUCGGUCGCGGCUUCGAGGAACCGCGUCACCACAUCCGCGAGUAUCUACAACGCGUCGAAAGCGGCAUGUCGGCCGAGGUCGCCAUGCAGAUGCCGUCCGGCUUCCGCGCGACGCACCACGACGCGACGUCGGCGACGACGCGCUGGGACGACCGCCAGCCGACGACGGCGGACCGACGGGGGGCGCCACUCGGCAGCGUCGUCGGCAACGAGAACGCGAACGUCGACGCGAGCAGCGACGACGACAAGACGGACGACGACGACGACGACGGCAACGGCGACGGCAACGGCGACCAGGGCGCCGACGGUCAACCCACGCUAAAAGGCAACGGCAAACAGAAGCACGUUCGUCUCGGCAUCAACGCGCGCGAGCGCCGACGCAUGCACGACCUGAACGACGCGCUCGACGAAUUACGCUCGGUGAUACCGUACGCGCAUAGUCCGUCGGUUCGCAAGCUGUCGAAGAUAGCGACCCUGCUGCUAGCGAAGAACUACAUACUCAUGCAGGCAAAUGCCAUCGAGGAGCUGAAGAGAAUGAUCGUCAGUCUGACGUCACAAGCGGCCCCGCAGAUCAUGCCUGCUGUGUAUCAGGAGGGGUUCGCCUAUCCGCGGCUGUCGGCGCCGUCGUCGGCGGCCGUCGCCGCGGCGCAGGAAAAUCUCGGCGUGAUGUCGGCGGCGACGACGACGAAGCCGCUGUCGCCGCUGCACAAGAACUGCGCCGUUGAGAAGUAG
Molecule: messenger RNA, 777 nt
Organism: Priapulus caudatus
Lineage: Eukaryota; Metazoa; Priapulida; Priapulimorpha; Priapulimorphida; Priapulidae
Product: class E basic helix-loop-helix protein 22-like
Exons: 1
Coding region: 1-777 (258 amino acids)
Molecular function (GO): protein dimerization activity
Source: RefSeq, a predicted model, not a curated record